AUGGCUGGGAAAGUCGUCAACUGUGACCCUACCUGCGGCUCCAUCUACGCCUUCACCAAGCCUUUCUUCGAGGAUGCCAUCUGCUAUGAAGACAAGCUCGGCAGUGGCAAGUGGAAGACUAGCUUCAUCGACCCAAAGGCCGGCAUUUCAAAACUUAAAAAGACCGACAUCGCCAUCUUCAAGGUCAAGUAA
Colletotrichum destructivum is the source of this 192-nucleotide messenger RNA. RefSeq lists its product as uncharacterized. The record is from RefSeq and is a predicted model, not a curated record. The transcript is spliced from 2 exons. The coding region runs from base 1 to 192 and encodes 63 amino acids. NCBI's taxonomy places the organism in Eukaryota, Fungi, Ascomycota, Sordariomycetes, Glomerellales, Glomerellaceae.